Prunus mume (Japanese apricot) is the source of this 1490-nucleotide messenger RNA. It is a transcript of the gene LAP5, whose product is annotated as Chalcone and stilbene synthase family protein. The record is from RefSeq and is a predicted model, not a curated record. Gene Ontology annotation, molecular function: acyltransferase activity, transferring groups other than amino-acyl groups. Gene Ontology annotation, biological process: polyketide biosynthetic process. Lineage: Eukaryota; Viridiplantae; Streptophyta; Magnoliopsida; Rosales; Rosaceae.
UUGAAACCUAUUAUAGUGAUGAAAUUUGACAUGAAAAAAAUGUCCCCUGGACUGCAAUUAUUAGGUAUCUGCAGAUUUUGUUGUUUUACUGCAAGGUUCAGAAGUUACAAGACCUCUUAUGCUAGAGACAUAUCACCAAGUGUUUUGAAAGAGAGACCAGAGAACUACUAGACAUGGGGAGUGAGCAUGUUGGGCAGGGAGGUUCCAUAAUGAAGGCCAACGGCGGCAAAGCGACGAUUUUGGCUCUUGGCAAGGCCUUCCCUCAUCAGCUUGUCAUGCAGGAUUUUCUGGUUGAUGGGUAUUUCAGAGAUACCAACUGUGAUGAUCCUGAACUUAAGCAGAAGCUGGCUCGACUCUGCAAGACAACAACAGUCAAAACUAGGUAUGUUGUCAUGUCAGAUGAGAUUCUAGAGAAGUACCCAGAGCUUACAACUGAAGGCACACCCACUAUAAAGCAAAGACUGCAUAUUUGUAACGAAGCUGUAACACAGAUGGCAAUUGAAGCUUCACGAGCUUGCAUCAAGAACUGGGGGAGACCUACUUCAGAUAUAACCCACUUAGUCUAUGUCUCAUCCAGUGAAGCUCGACUACCCGGUGGUGACGUUUACCUAGCAAAAGGACUUGGCCUCCGUCCCGAGACUCAAAGGGUCUUGCUUUACUUCUCAGGCUGCUCGGGUGGUGUGGCUGGCCUUCGUGUUGCCAAGGACAUUGCUGAGAACAAUCCAGGAAGCAGAGUUCUACUUGCUACUUCUGAAACCACUAUUAUUGGCUACAAACCACCAAGUACACAUAGACCGUAUGAUCUUGUUGGUGUUGCACUAUUUGGGGAUGGUGCUGGAGCCAUGUUGAUUGGCUCAGACCCUGACUUAAUCUCUGAAAAGCCUCUGUUUGAGCUUCACAAUGCCAUACAAGAGUUCCUGCCAGACACCGAGAAGACCAUUGAUGGAAGGGUCACAGAAGAGGGGAUUAGUUUCAAGCUAGCAAGAGAGCUUCCUCAGAUAAUUGAAGAUCACAUUGAAGGGUUCUGUGGGAGGUUGAUGGGAGUUCUUGGAUAUGAUAACAAGGAGUACAAUAAGAUGUUUUGGGCUGUUCAUCCAGGAGGUCCUGCAAUCUUGAACCGGUUGGAGAAGCGUCUUGAUUUGUUCCCAGAUAAGUUAAAUGCCAGCCGACGAGCUCUGACAGAUUAUGGCAACGCUAGCAGUAAUACCAUAGUGUAUGUGCUGGAGUACAUGAUAGAAGAGAGCAAGAAGAUCAAGAAGGAACAGCAAGAAGGAGAUGGUGAAUGGGGAUUGAUACUGGCUUUUGGACCUGGAAUUACUUUUGAGGGAAUUCUAGCAAGGAACCUUGCUGUCUAAGUAUAAAGCCAAAUCUUAGAUAGCUCACUAGAACUUUUAUAUCUGCUGUCAUUAGGCCACAUGAGGUGCUCUUAUGUUUAUGUAAUUGUCUUUCCAUUGAUUUCAAUUGAAUAUAUAAGACUGAAGUUCUUAAAG